UGCACAAAGUGACAGUUCACCUGCUUUUAAGAAAGAAUACAAAAAAUCAUUACGUACAAACAAACAAGUCAUAAUAAUUGUUAAUAAUAUAGAAUAAAUAAUAAUCACUAGGUAAUUUAUAUUUUAACUUUUAAUGUAACCCCUGAAAAAGUGAAAAGGAGUAUCGAUCAAUAAAUAUUCAUAAUCCCAUAUAUAUAUAUAUAUAUAUAUAUAUAUAUCAUAUAUGGCUCUCUCACUCACAGCUCUCCUCUAACCUAAGAGUAACACAACCCUCAAGAUUCAGGUUUUCGUAGAAGUUAGAAGAUGGCUACCAUGUCUGAAAAACUGGAAGCCGCGGGUGGUGACAAGGGAAAUCCUUUUGACGAUGGUAUUUUUGACGGGGUGAAGAGAAUAAUUGUCGGAAAAUCCCUCCUAAGUGUUUCUUAUAUCAAGAUCGAGUACGACAAGGAUGGAGAUACUGAAAGCAAAGAACAUGGGCAGUUUACCCGGAAGCAUAAAGAGUUCGCGUUGGAUUAUCCGGAUGAGUAUAUCACAGCUGUUGGUGGAACCCACCAAUUUGAUAUCAAGCAUAAAACAACGCUGAUCAGAUCUUUAUUCUUCAAAACCUCCCGUGGAAGGACAUCUGACACACUCGGUCAUAAGAAGAAUCCAAUGAUACCAUCAUUAGUAUCAUCUGCAAUAUCAUCUGCAGUAGCACCUGUAGUAUCAUAUGAGACAGAUUUCAUGUUUGAGAGCAAAAACGGAGGAAAGCUUCUUAGAUUCCAUGGACGCGCUGGUCCCCUUCUUAAUGCCAUUGGACCUCACUUCUUCGCUUUCAACUAUCCUCUUACGCACUUUAACCUUGAAGGUGGGAAUGAAGGGAAUGCUUGGGACGAUGGUGCUUUUGACGGUGUUAGAAAAGUAGUCGUUGGACGACGUGGUAAGUUUGUUAGUUACGUUAGGUUUGAGUAUGCCAAAGGCGAAAGAACUGUACCGCAUAGUCAUGGGGAGAGAGAUGAAGCUCCAAAAGAGUUUGUGGUGGGUUAUCCUCAUGAGCAUAUUACGUUAGUGGAGGGAACUAUCGAUGGCAAGCUUACGUCGCUUAAGUUUACGACAUCAAAAGGAAGAACCUCCCCUGCUUUUGGGAAUGAGGAUGGUAGUAAAUUUGCUUUUGAGAAGACAGGUUUCAAGCUUGUCGGGUUUUGUGGUCGGUCCAGUAAUGUUAUUAAUGCCCUCGGUGCACAUUUUGCCCCUUUCCCUGCUCCCGUUCCAGCUCCAGCUCCAGUUCCGGCUCCAGCUCCAGCUCCAGCUCCAGCCUCUUCUCCCAACAAAAGAGAGGCUCUAGGAGGAAAGGGUGGAGAAACAUUUGAUGACGGUUCUUUUGAUAAUGUAAGAAAAAUUUAUGUUGGUCAAGUAGAUUCCAAUGUAGCUUACCUCAAGUUCGAAUACGAAAAAGACGGUAAAAGAGAGAUGCGCGAGCACGGAAAGAAGACAGGGUCAGGAACAGAAGUGUUCGAGGUUCAUAAAGACGAUUACAUCACAUCUGUAAAAGUUUACUACGGUAGACACACCGGAGUUAUAACAUCUGUUACGUUCAAGACGUUCAAGGGCAUAACCUCUCCCUCCUUUGGAAAGACCUCAUCGAAUAUGUUCUUCCUCGAAGGCGGCAAAAUCACCGGGUUCUAUGGAAGUUCCGGGGAUGUUAUUCAUUCUCUCGGAGCUUAUGUUUCUCGUUCUACGCGGAUGUUGCGUGGCAAGUGGAUCCAGGUGAAACAAAUAGGCAAGGAUCUUGAACCUGGACCAAGAUGCUCGCAUGCUAUAGCAAUGGUUGGAGACAAAAUGUACUCUUUUGGAGGAGAGCUAACGCCGAAUUUCUCCAUUGAUAAAGACAUGUACGUCUUCGAUUUCAACACUCGCGCGUGGUCAAUCGCUCCUCAGAACGGCGACGUUCCAGAACUCGCUUGCUUAGGCGUUUGCAUGGUAGCCAUCGGAACUACACUAUACGUCUUUGGUGGCCGCGACAGCAACCGCAAUUACAACGGUUUCUAUUCUUACGACACCGUUAAGAGCGAGUGGAAACUAAUAACUCCUGUUGAUAAAGGACCUACACCGCGUAGCUUCUUCUCGAUGGCUGCUGAUGAUGAAAACGUAUACGUCUUUGGUGGAGUGAGUAAAACGGUACGUCUAAACUCACUUCAUGCUUACAACAUCGUUGAUCAGAAGUGGACUGAGCUUCCUAAUCCUGGAGAGUCUAGAGUACCGAGAGGUGGAGCGGGGCUUGCCGUAGUGCAAGGAAAGAUUUGGGUUGUGUAUGGAUUUUGCGGUGAUGAAAUGGACGAUGUUCAUUGCUUCGAUCCAGUUGAAAGUAACUGGACUAAAGUGGAAACAAGCGGUGAAAAGCCGUGGCCGAGAAGCGUGUUCGCGCUAGCGGUCGUGGGGAAAUAUAUAAUUAUAUCGGGAGGUGAGAUUGAGAUGGACCCACAGGCUCAUUUGGGUCCAGGGAAAUUGGACAGCGGGGCUUUUGUGUUGGACACUGAGAGUUUGUUGUGGGAGAAACUUGAGGAAGGUCAUAGCCCGCGUGGAUGGUGUGCAUCCACGACUGCGUCCCUGGAUGGGAAACAAGGGCUGUUGAUGUAUGGAGGGAAGGCUCCGACCAACGGCCGUUAUGAUGACAUCUUUUUCUAUGGUGUAGAUUCUGCUUAAAACCUCUUGGUGUUGGUCAUUUUAAAUUUUUUGUUUGUUGCAUCGUGGGAUGGAUCGACUACAUCUUAUGUCUGUUUUGUUUGACUCAAAUAAAUUGAAACAGUAAGUGCAGAACUGAUAAGGGAAUUUUGCCAAAACUGAACAACUAAACUCUCCUAUUGUACCCUUAGAACAAAACCAAAAUUUGUCACUUUUGGACUUUUAUUACUCUAUUUGUUUAUAAUAAUUCAUAUCAAUAUAUUUACAUGGAAACAAUACAAGGAAAAAUAUAAAAUAUAAUAUUAGCAUGUAUGUGCACUUAGGAAAAUAUUUUUAUGCUGAAAAUAGUUUUGGAAUACCAAUUUCAAAAAUGGGCUAAAAGUUUGGUAAACCUAAUCUACCAUCAAUGGUGACUUAGAAUUUGCAAUCUAUUGAAAACACGAUGAUCUAAUGAACAUAGAAUACGUAAAAUACCAAAUAAGUAGAACCUCUAUAAAGUAAUAAUGUUAGGACUUUGAAAUUUUAUUAACUUAUAUAGAUAUUAAUUUACAAAAGUUUCCUUAUUUAGAUUUCUUAUUUUAAGAUAUAUUUAUUCUAAGAUAAAAAAAAUGAUUUUAUUGUAUAUACAUUAAUUGUUAUUUUUUGAAAUUUGACAUUUAUAUUAAUUUAUUAUAUUAUUUGGUAUAUAUAAUAUAUAUUGCAUAGAACUUAAAUGUGGUUCAGAAGUUCAUUUGCUUCCGAAUAUAGAAGGAAUGGAAGAUUACUUACAGAACAUAAAAUAAAUCACAUUCUACUAAAAUAUAUAUUGUUUUUCCAUCUACUAAGUUCUAUGCAAUAUAGUUUCCUUAUGUAGCUUGUCUUUCACCAUAGCUUGUCUUUCACUGAAUCAUCACAAACCGAAACUAAUAACAGAUCAUAUCAGGUUUCAAUAUUCAAACCAGAGGAAGCUCAUUGUCACGUAGCUCAGGAUAAUUUCUCAUCUCUUCAUACAAUCUCAUUCAGGAAGCUCAUUAUCCAAGAACGUUCGAAGAAGAUCUCCAAAUGCUGGUCAAACAAAACCCCUUCUCUCUUUAUAUUCUCCCAAACUUUAUUGGUUUCAUCCACUUUCCUGUUUCUUUCAAACAUCAUGAGCAUGGUCUUAUCCAAGUAUGUUGUGUCUUCUCUGGACACACCAAAGCAAAGUGACCCGGUUUUUCACACUUGAAACAUACAAAAUGAGACAUAUUUCUUUCUUCUCCUUGUAUUUGUCUUGUGACUUAUAACGGCCACGACCUCUGCCUCUUAGUCUGUUUCUUCUUCCUCGAUUCCAACCUAUACCUCUUCCUCUUGAGUUGUACGAGCUAUUGGAAUUCACAUACAAAAGCUUCUUCUUCCUGGAUCCGUUCUUCAUAUGCUUUUAGUCUUCCAACAAUAUCUUCGAAAUUUGUUUUAUUCAGAUCAAGAACUUGUUCAAAUGAAACUAUGAUCUGAAUAUACUUGCUUCGAUGUAAGCUAUUCAGGAAUUUCUUCACUAGCUUAGGUUCUUCCAACGAUUGACCUAAAGCUACGGAUUUUGAGGCCAAUUAUGAUAUCUUUCCUGAGAAGGCAUCGAUAGAGUCUGUGUCUUUCAUCCUUAGACGUUCAAACUCAUACAUCAAAGUUUGGGGACGAGCUUCCUUCACACGUUCAGCACCAAGAUUCCUUGAUUUCACGGCUUCCCAUAUCUCUUCUGGGGAGUCUUGAUCACCAAUCUGCAAUAUUAGGUUUUCUGGAAUCGAUUGGAACAUGAGAACAUUAGCGACAUUAUUCUUCACUUCUUCAUCUGACCCAGGUUCAACUGAUUCCCUAACCUUGUGUACUCGCAGUAACACCUUCAUUCUCAUCGCCCAUACCGUGUAGUUCGUUGAAGAUAACAUCGGACAGACCACCAUGGAUGGCACGGCUUCUCUUGUCUUCGAUGUUGAUUUUGAAUCAUCCUUCGGUGAAACUUAUUCAAUGAGUCAAACCUGGAGUUCUGAUGUCAAAUAUAGUGAUUGAGAACGCGAAAGUGUUCAAGCGAGUUUCAGCCUUGAACACAACAACUUAAUAAAGACUCCUUCCUUUAUUAAUGUUUAGAAAACUUCUCAAAAACUAAAUACAAGCUAUUGUUCUUUCGUCUUUUUGUUAUGAUUUAUAAGCCCAAAGGCCGCAAACACAUCUGUUGAGGCCCAAGAAACUACUCAACGUUCCUCUUUCAACGGUCACAAAAGAUCAGACUCGAUGACGUCAAAAGGUGGUCCUUGUACGGGGUUCACAGCUAAGGAGUUACAGCUAUCAAACCGGUUCGAAACCUUGGGAUUGUGCGCGGCCACAUGUUGAGCUGUCUUUUGUCUUGUCUGUACUAGGGUUUACAGUCUUUCCUAUAUAUUGACGUCAGUUGUAAAGCGUGAAAGUUAAGCAAGAAACAUUCAAUAACAAAGUUAUCUUCUUCACUUAUUAUACUCUGUUUCACCAAGCUUUCAUGGUAUCAGAGUUUUACCUGAAAGGCACACAACGGUUUGGGUUAAACAUCAAUGCCAAGACAGGGUUUCUCUUGUACGGGUUCAGCGAUAGUGAUUGGGCUGGUUUCCGUGAUACAAGGCGCUCAACUGGUGGUUUGUGUACCUUCCUUGGUUCAAACAUCAUUUCCUGGUCUGCUAAACGACAUCCCACUGUCUCAAGAUCUUCAACGGAGGCUGAAUAUCGCACCCUAUCAUUAACCGCAACUGAGCUUAAAUGGUUGGCGUCUCUACUUGGUGAAAUGGGGAUCUCUCUACCUGACACACCGGAGUUGUUCUGUGAUAAUCUCUCUGCAGUAUACUUGACUGCCAAUCCAGCUAUGCAUAAUCGAAGUAAGCACUUUGAUACAGAUUUUCAUUAUGUGCGUGAGAGGGUAGCUCUUGGAGCUUUGGUCGUUAGUCAUGUACCUGCAGUUCUGCAACUGGCGGAUAUCUUCACUAAGCCCUUACCUCAACAACCUUUCCUAAGCUUGCGAGACAAACUUGGUGUUCAGGAUUCUCCCGCCACAAGUUUGAGGGGGUGUAUAAGCCCAAAGGCCGCAAACACAUCUGUUGAGGCCCAAGAAACUACUCAACGUUCCUCUUUCAACGGUCACAAAAGAUCAGACUCGAUGACGUCAAAAGGUGGUCCUUGUACGGGGUUCACAGCUAAGGAGUUACAGCUAUCAAACCGGUUCGAAACCUUGGGAUUGUGCGCGGCCACAUGUUGAGCUGUCUUUUGUCUUGUCUGUACUAGGGUUUACAGUCUUUCCUAUAUAUUGACGUCAGUUGUAAAGCGUGAAAGUUAAGCAAGAAACAUUCAAUAACAAAGUUAUCUUCUUCACUUAUUAUACUCUGUUUCACCAAGCUUUCAUGAUUCACCACAUGCGAUGAUCAAUAUAGGAGCUAGAUUUCCUUUUAUAUCCUAUUAUUCAUUGAAUUAGAAAUUUCAUUUUUUCUAAUACUAAUAGCUUUAGUUAUCCUAAUUUUUUUAAGGAUAAUUUACUUUUCUAGGUGACUUCUUUUUUAGUGAUGUUGAAUCUUAUCUCCAACAAAAGUUUGAACCGUUUUAGGUUUAGAAGGGCCAUUAACCUUUCUUAAUUAUUUACUGUGUUUUGUUUUUGCUAUUAUCUUAGCCAUUAUCUGUUUCAUAUUGGAAUACGACAUGAAGCUUCUGGUUUCUUCUUCUGUCUGCAAGAUAGAGCUUUUCUAUGUUGGGUAUGUGAUGUCACAAUCCACAGUCAACCUUCAUGUUACAGCUCGCUAUAGAUUUCUUCUGAAUGGGAUCAGAGUCAGUUUUGAAUCAACGGACAAAUCACCUUCUGGAAAGUUCUCACCACCAUAUAAUGAUGAUAAAACCAUGGAGACCAAAUAGUUUACCUUACCAACAUAUGAGCCUCAUGAGAAGAUUGACUUUAAUCAUCAUCAUCAUCAUCAGGUGGUUUUACUGGCAAUUAAAAUCAGUGAUAACAUCUUAAUGUUUGUUCUCGACACAUCUUCUUCAAUUCUUUUUACUGUUUCGUCUCUGAAGCAGAGGGUUGAUAAACGACGGCAGAAACAGUUCUGUUGCAAUAUAUCUUUUGGCCGAGAAAAACUGGAUUUCAGUUUUGUUGCAAUGUACCUUGAUUCGAUCUGUGCUUGAUGAGAAAGAUUUUCUCAGCUGGAGUGCUAAUGUGCAGAAUCAUUUAAUACCCGAGUAUGUUAAACAUUGUGGAUUCAUCAUCUAAAAUUACUUACCGCCCAGUUCUUAAGAGAUAUUUCUAAAUAUCAUAAAAAUCUAACCACUUUGAGAUAUAUUUCCAUAUUUUCAUUAAUCACUAAAUGCUUUUACAAAUCUAAAAAAAAAUAUAAAUCUUAUAGUAAACUAUUAGUAAUAUGGUAAAUAUUUAAAUUAUAUACCAUUAAUCAUAUAAAUAAAUCAAACAUUUAUAUGUAUAAAAAUAAAAAUGAUCACAUGCACAGUUGUACGGGUCAAGAUCUAGUGAGUAAUCAUAAUCCAAGUUGAUUGUUAUAAUAUAUCGGGUUCACAUAGCUAUUCUAACAAAUAUCAGCUAAAAGCCUAAAAGAAAUUGAAAACAAAUUUGUCUAAAUCAUAUGAGCGAAAAUAAUUAAGUUUUGUUUAAUUAAAAUGUUUAUCUAAUAAAAUAUCACGUAAUAAAUAGAAUAUGUAUAAUAAAAGAAACUAGGGUUGUUAGAAACAGAUAAUGAAUUCUUCCUUAUUUAAUGAAUCAAAUAUGUAAUUUUAUGCUAAUUUUUCUUUUAUGUUUGUUUGAGUUUCAAAAGUUUAUAAAAAUAAAGGAAAUUACAAAAAGAAAAAUAAGAAAUUAAGAAAAGGGCUUGCAUGAAAAUGCAGCUGCUCAUCCAAAGAUCAAUCACAAUGAAAGGUAGAUAUGAGCAAUUAAUAAUUCAAGUUGAUUGUUUUAAUUUUUCCUAUUCACAUAGAUUUUUUGUGGACCAGGUUUUUCAUUAAUAGGUUCAAGCGAUUACAAGGCUAAUAGUACAAGUCAUGUUGUGAGAGCCAACAGCCUAACUCCCAAACAAUAAUACAACACAAAGAAACAAUAGAGACAUAAACUUAUCUAUUCUAUUAAUUUAGAGUCAUAUUAUUUAUCUACUUAUGAAUGUUGUCAUUUAAAUUUUGGACUUAUUCAUAUUCCACUAAGAAUAGAUAUCAAUACAUUUAAAAUAAGAUCUUUUUAAAUUUCCUUUAAAUUACUUUCAAUAUUACAAACGUGUCGCUCCUAUUUGUAUGGUUAAUAACUUAACAACAUUAAUUUCAUCCUAAACAUACAUCCGUAAAACUUUCACAAUUUUUUUUAAUUUGACUAUGGACAUUUCAUUGUAUUUAGUUGUUUCUUAUUUAUUAUAGCAUUUAAAAAAUUUCAAAGCCUACAUGAAUUGCUGUAUUUAGUUGUGGUGCGUCAGAAAUACACUGCAACAUUGCUUCGAUUUUGACUAUUAAUAUCAAUUUUUGAUUGGUAAAUUAUAGUUAUACAACUAUAUGAUUUUUAUAAUAUAAUUAACCUUUAAUAUGUUCAUAGCUAUAGUGCUAUAUAAAUAUAUAGUUGCUAUAUUCUAUGAUUUUAAUUAUACAUAGUUUAUUCAGAUGUCGGCUAACAUAUUAUAUCAUCAUUUCUUAAAUGGUUAGAUAUGCUAUAAAAUAUACUUUUAUAGUACAAUUAAUUUAAUUUUAAAAAUAUAUUUUAUACAAAAAGAAUUAAUAAAAAGUAAAUAUCAAAAAUAUCAAAAAUAGAUUACUAUAUAUUUAAGAAAUCUAAACAAUAAAAUUAUUGAGUUA
This is a messenger RNA of Brassica rapa (field mustard), 8454 nucleotides long. Its product is annotated as nitrile-specifier protein 2-like. Gene Ontology annotation, biological process: nitrile biosynthetic process. Gene Ontology annotation, cellular component: cytosol; nucleus. NCBI's taxonomy places the organism in Eukaryota, Viridiplantae, Streptophyta, Magnoliopsida, Brassicales, Brassicaceae. Gene Ontology annotation, molecular function: carbohydrate binding; protein binding; enzyme regulator activity. The record is from RefSeq and is a predicted model, not a curated record.